UCUGCCUCGGACGUCGGCGCUGCCACUUUCUUUCUUGUUCCAAUUCCUUUGUUGUUGAGCUGCGCUCACAGAAACCUUGUUCAACACUUCAUUAUAUCUGCCUGGCGUAGAUUCCAUACCUCCCACAUAUUGUUUUUCGGUGAUUGGCAGCAAGCAUGGCGUCGUCUUCAACAUCCAACCAGGCAACGAACCCGAGCAGCAGACCACCUUCUUAUGACGGAGUGCGACAACAGGCUGGACCUUUGCCGUCAAAACGUGGCGAACUAGGCUUUGUGGAAGGCGUUCAUGUUCAAGUUGACAACAGAUCGAACACAAGCCUUGCAGCCUUGCCUGAAAGGCAUCCUGCCGACAGGGACGCUCCUCCGAGUGCCGACGCUCAACCAAGCAGCAGCGAACCUAAUGCCAAUCAAUCAUCCACCGGUACACCAGCUCAGCCAGCAGCGACCCCAAGCGCAGAUUCGAACAAUAAACCAGGCAUUUUCAAGUUCUUAAAGCCUAAAUGUGGCGCAACGUUGGGCGGAAUCCGACUCUCCACCUUCCUCGCCCUCGUCCUCCAGCUCCUCAUUCUCGCCGCCUGCAUUGUGGGCUGGGUCUUUACAUCCAAGAAGGUCGCUGACAUGGUUCGCAGCGGCGGUAAAGUCCCAGGAGGAACCCCUUCCACUAUCUUCAUCCACGCCGUCUUCGCAUUCGUCGUCAUCGGCCAGCUCGUCUUCCUCGAGCGACGGAUUUAUCGGUGUCGUGCGGAGCGCUACGCGUUCUUGCAUCCAGGGGAGAUGCUACCUCGGUACCGCGAUCGGGUUCAACGAGGCGGCGACCUCUCCUUUGCUUAUGCACCCUGGAACCGACCUCCGCUCCCGACUUAUGCUGCUGCCCUGGCCCAGAGUGGCCAUGGAACGGGCGAUGUAGACGAUCACUUGAUUGCGGUCCCGCCUCCCCCGGCUUACGGGAAUACUCGCGGAAGCAGGCUGCUCCUGCAGGGAUUCCUGACGGAAGAGUUGAGGAGGCAGCGACCGGUCUCUGUGCAUACCCAAGCCGAUCUGGAGAGGGGAGAAGGACGGGAAGGAGACGGCGAUUCGAAUUCGACCGAUCAAGAAGGAAACAGGGAGCGACGGAGAGAGGAAGCCCUGGCUCAGUUGGAGAAUUCAAGGAGCAGAAACUGAACUGGAAUUCCCGAGACCAUAUAGAUCUCCAUCCUGGAAUGAACGUUGUUCAUGUGUCCGUCGCAUGACGUCGAAUUUGUAUUAAUCCUGCUCUCUAUCUUACAGGUUGCCCCUUAAUCCUGCGCUUGGUAAAGCUGUGGCGUCUUCUUGGGUCUACACGUUUAGUCUUUCCCCACACCACAAUACCCCCAAAACCUUGGACUGUUAUCGCUCUUGUAACUGUACGUUGACUUGUAUUUCUUGUACACAUCACACAUUCGCUUUCGCGUUCUUCAUGUA
Coprinopsis cinerea okayama7#130 is the source of this 1439-nucleotide messenger RNA. RefSeq lists its product as hypothetical. The transcript has a single exon. The record is from RefSeq and is a predicted model, not a curated record. NCBI's taxonomy places the organism in Eukaryota, Fungi, Basidiomycota, Agaricomycetes, Agaricales, Psathyrellaceae. Bases 156 to 1160 code for a protein of 334 amino acids.